Molecule: messenger RNA, 2774 nt
Organism: Pieris brassicae (large cabbage white)
Lineage: Eukaryota; Metazoa; Arthropoda; Insecta; Lepidoptera; Pieridae
Product: clavesin-1
Exons: 9
Coding region: 934-1839 (301 amino acids)
Cellular component (GO): membrane
Molecular function (GO): phosphatidylinositol bisphosphate binding
Source: RefSeq, a predicted model, not a curated record
GCUAAAUUAGAUAAUUCUGCCAAUACGUUUUAUUGACUUUCCGUGGUUUAACAAUACGCAUUUAAAGUUUCAUUUAAACGAUAACAGUUUAUGUUUUAUUAUUUCAUAUCAACUCAAUGUCAAGCGUAAACAUAUUUAUUUUAAAAAAAACAUCUCACUUAAAGUAACUAUUUCAUGUACUUCAAAAUGAUUCUCACGAAUGUCAUUUCAACAACGAGUCGCAUAACAAAAAUCUAAUUUGUUUUGAAGAGCGUGAGAUUGAUCUACUUUAAUCUAAAUAUAAUAUUAAUGUAAUUAUUGUAAUAACGACUAUUAUGUGUCCCCGGCAAAACAUAAUGGCCCUUAUUGGCGGAUAUUCAUUGUCCAUAAUUAAUACUGUGACAAUUAAAUAUCAUUAUUUUCAAUAACACCGUUACGCAACGCUUUAAAUAAAUGUUUCUAUAAAAGUUGAGUGAUAUUAAUAUAUAUUGUCGCUUCGCAUUGUCCCCAAGUUCUGGAAGACCUAUACACCCGAACCCCUAAAAACCGAUUUUAGGCUUCUACGAUUGCUCUGAUCCGUCCAACUAUCGCCCAAUAGGUAAAACCUCUCGAUCUCCAAAAUAAAAUCCAUUAUCAACGGCCAGCUCCUAAGGAAUCUAGAUGGCCACCAGCUGAUAAGCGACUAUCAUUGCGUCCAUAGGGGAGGCGCUGAUAGUAAGUCUAGUCAGCCAUGACCAACAUGGUAAGGUUAGAAGCUCCCAGCUUAUCCAGCGAGCCAGUGAAAAGAUUGUGUCUAUGUUUGCGCGUUUUAUGCUAAAAAACAUCCUUUGUCGCUAUUCCUCUCUUCGAAGGCACUCUCCUUAAAGCCUCAGCUAGAAUCGGAAUACUGGGCGUUGAGAUAUCGAAUCACGUUCAGUUUCAGGGAUUUCACAGUUUCGUUUGUUGAAGGGCAAAAUGUUUCGUGUGAAAACGAUUGAGCUGGCACAGGAAUACCAAAAGAACCCUGGAUUGACACCUGAUGACAUUGGAAAGCUACGUGAAUGGCUGAGCACACAACCUCAUCUGCCGUCCAAAUAUAUCACCGACUUGGAUCUAAUCUUGACGUACCACUGUUGCGAGAAUAGUGCCGAGGUGAGCAAGCAGGUGUUGGACUUGCAUUUCACGCUUAAGACCCUUUUCACUGCUUUCUUCAGCCGACGCGUCCUCGAUCAACGCCUGCGCACGGCACUCUCAACUGCUCUGAUCCAGCCGCUGCCCACACCUUCCGUAAACGGCUACAGAGUCAUAUACUGCCGUCUGCUCGACACUGACUCUAAAAACUUCAUCUUUUGUGACAUCGUCAAGCUUUUCUUAAUGGUAUUCGAGCUGUGGCAGUACGAAGAAGGAACAUGGCCAGGUUUCGUAAUAAUGAUCGAUAUGGACCAAGCAACGUUGGCCCAUAUCGCCCAGCUGGACAUCAUGAGCGUAAAGCAGGCGCUAUACUUCUUGCAGGAGAGUAUGCUUGUGAAGCUAAAGGAGCUACACUUCCUGAACGCAACACCUUUGAUCGACAAACUGAUGAUGCUUAUCAAGCCCUUCAUGAAGAAGGAGCUGCUUGACAUCCUUCGCAUCCACCAGCGAGACUCGGACACGCUAAACCCUUUCGUUCAUACUCACUCUCUACCCCAAGAGGACGGGGGCGCCUUUAAGAGUAGGAACAUACUUAAAGAAGAGCAGAUAACUCGAAUCCAAGCAAACCUGGACUUUUUCGAGGAAGAAAGCAAGAAGCGAGUGGCCGAGUCAGCUCGGCCGGGAAAAAAGACCACCAUCGAAGAUGUGUUCGGAAUACAAGGCAGCUUUAAGAAACUCGAUAUAGAUUGACAGCGAUCACAGAUGAUCAUACGCCCACUAAGUCCGUUGAAGGCCCAAAGAUGUUUUAGUUAAUUUAUGGGCAAACGGUUUAUUUCAGUUUAAUAUUUCAAGACUGGAAUGUUUUAACACUUAAAUAUGCAAAAUGUAAUAUUAAAAGAUACAAAUAAUUCUUUAUUUAUUAAUAUUACAAAAAUCUUAUUGAGGAAAUAAAAAAUACGCCAAAAGAAUUCUCGACGACUGUAACAUUAUGUAUGGCUUUACUUCCGUGUUUUAUUCCAAUUUUGUACAACAUUUAAACCUUACCUUAUAUUAGAUUGGCUAUAAACUAAUUAAGCUUCAGACCAUAGUUAAAUAACCAGACACACAAUACGAGUAUAACGUAGACGCGUGCGCCAUCAAGUGAACUGUCGCUCUGUUGAAGGUGCGAGUGUGUGAAUUUCAAUUUGCAAUUAAACAACGAAAUUUCGCUCGAUUUUCUAUAAAGUAAUUACUAAAAUGGACUCUAUAAACGCUUCGACGCCCAUUCAAACAGAUUUAAACGCACCAAUUAUUUAGAAUUAUUCAUCACUCAAGGAUAAUGUUACUUUUGACUCUGUCACAUUGACUUUGAGACUAGUUUUGUGUGAAACAAUAAGCAGCCGAAACAGUGGUGUCGUCCUAUAUAAAGUGUUGGUGUACCGGUGUCCAGUUGUAUUUCGCUAUCGCAAUGAAGGUUCUGGUGCUGUUCUUUACAUUGCUGGCGGUCAUAGUCGCAGCUGUGGGCGGUAUGAGUGUAGGCCGCAGCGUGGGCUUCCAAGGUCCUGAGGCGCCCGCCGGAUGCAACGGCCGAGGACCGCCGCCGCCGCCGCCGCCACCUUCCAACUCAACGGGCUAAAUGCCGAUAUCUUCUGGCUCAACACGUACGCUCUCGACAACGGAUACUGAAUAAAUUGUAUAACACUAUC